UUUUUUGUUUUGUUUUGUUUUGUUUUUUGUAUACUGUAAUGCACUUUCACGACAAAAAGUCCCAUACCAGUUUUAACACUUGACACCGUUGUGAUUACUUAUAUAUUUUUUCAUAUUUAACUCUUUUUUUUCCUCUCUCUUUCUUGAUCUUGAGCAGCACCCUGACCCAGUUUCUUGGGCCAAUGACGGCCAGCCCAAAAAGUCUCCCGAGCCAAUGAGGAGGCAGGUGCCUCCCCCGCCCUGGCAUACUAUUAGGGCCCCCCAAUAAGAGCCCCUAAAGGAGGGGGGCCGCGCUUCUUGUGAGACCUUCAUCCUGCUCGGCGCACACGAAAACUUCAAGAUGGUCGACGCCUUCUGCGCCACUUGGAAGCUGGUGGACAGCGAGAACUUCGACGACUACAUGAAAGCUCUCGGCGUGGCCUUCGCCACCCGGCAGGUGGGCAACGUGACCAAGCCCACCGUCAUCAUCAGCCAGGAGGGCGACAAGGUCACCAUCCGCACGCAGAGCACCUUCAAGAACACCGAGAUCUGCUUCAAGCUGGGCGAGGAGUUCGACGAGACCACCGCCGACGACAGGAACUGCAAAUCCACAGUGAGCCUGGACGGAGACAAGCUGGUCCACGUGCAGAAGUGGGACGGCAAGGAGACCAAGUUCGUCAGGGAGAUCAAAGACGGCAAGCUGGUCAUGAACUUGACCUUCGAGGACAUCCACGCCGUGCGCACCUACGAGAAGGCGUAGAGGCCUGUGUCUGCACUUCUUCUUCUUCUUCUUCUUCUUCUUCAUCAGGCUGCACAUUUUUUUUCUUUUUUUUUAUAUGAAAACGUGACAUAUUGGACCAAUUGUCUUUGCAGAUGUGUGAAAUAAA
Molecule: messenger RNA, 866 nt
Organism: Syngnathoides biaculeatus (alligator pipefish)
Lineage: Eukaryota; Metazoa; Chordata; Actinopteri; Syngnathiformes; Syngnathidae
Gene: fabp7b
Product: fatty acid binding protein 7, brain, b
Exons: 4
Coding region: 341-739 (132 amino acids)
Biological process (GO): fatty acid transport
Cellular component (GO): cytosol; nucleus
Molecular function (GO): fatty acid binding
Source: RefSeq, a predicted model, not a curated record